This is a messenger RNA of Limulus polyphemus (Atlantic horseshoe crab), 3792 nucleotides long. Its product is annotated as folate receptor gamma-like. The transcript has 6 exons. The coding region runs from base 113 to 877 and encodes 254 amino acids. The record is from RefSeq and is a predicted model, not a curated record. Gene Ontology annotation, molecular function: signaling receptor activity. Gene Ontology annotation, cellular component: external side of plasma membrane. Lineage: Eukaryota; Metazoa; Arthropoda; Merostomata; Xiphosura; Limulidae.
AUUUUAAAAAGUGUAGUUGGUGGGAAAGUAAGUUAUGGUAAUUCAGUAAUUUGUAUCGUAAAGUAUUUGUUUCGUAAUGUUAUGAAAAUUGCAUACACUGUAUAAAGCAGAAAUGGCUUUUACCAGAAUUUUCAUUUUGUGUUUGCUCAUUACAUUUUGUUGGUACCAGGGGGUACUAACACAGUUGAGCACUGAUCCAGAAAAGCUUUUGAAUUGGUGUUUAGACACUCCACAUCACAAGAGUAGGCCAGGAAAGGAGUCAUCUUUGUAUAAUCAAUGUAGUCCAUGGAAGGAUCGAUCAUGUUGUACAGAAAAUACAUCACAGGAUGUUCAUACCAAAAACAUGUACAAUUUCAAUUGGAAUUUCUGCAAGCCAAAUUAUACAUUAUCUGCAAAAUGUCAACGUCAUUUCAUUCAAGAUUUGUGUUUUCAUGAAUGUGAACCUAACAUUGGACCAUGGGUAGUAAAGGUAAACAGAAAGAUUGCUAAUGAACGAUUUUUAAAUGUACCGCUGUGUAAGAGCGACUGUGAAUCCUGGUGGCUAGCAUGUGCAAACGAUUUCACUUGCGUGUAUAAUUGGCCAAGAAAUUUUGCUUGGAUAGAUGGAAAUAAUCAUUGCCCAAAAGAGGCAAAGUGUAAGCCUUUUUAUCAAGUCUACAGGGAUUCCAAAGAUUUUUGUGAAAAUGUAUGGGACCACUCCUGGGUGGUCGUUCCCGAUAACGAACUUUGCAUGAGAAUAUGGUUUGAUGGAGCUCAAGGAAAUCCCAAUAAACAUGUGGCUGAAGUCUAUGUGGAGAAACUACUAGCAGGGAAUGCUUGUUGUAUAACCUCUCAUCUUUUUAUAAUAACCAUUUGCUUACUGAGCCUUUUAAUUUAGUUUUCUAAUGUUUGAAAUAAUAUUCAGAAUGUUAAAUAAGAUUACUCUUUACAAGUAGUUUAGGUUUUAUUUUUGUGAUUUGCAAUAUUUACCUUGUUAAAGCUACAUACAAUAGUAGCAUAUUUUUUGUUUGUAUUGUUUAUAAUUAACUAGUAAUAUUUUAAUGAUUCUUACACUUAAAGGGGAACUGUUUUUGUAUCUUAUGCAUAUGAAAUUGUUAUGACUUCUUUAAGGAAUAACACAACUCUAAAAUGCGAUAAAAUAUAGGACAAUUUACCGUGUGUUCCAUGGGUAACAUUUUAUUAUGCUCCAGUUUGUGACUUAAAAAUGUUAGCCUAUUUACCAAUUCCUUUGCAAACGAGUUUAAAAGUGGUGUUGUACAGCAGUUUUUAUACUUGUAUUUCAAACUAUUUUAUAGUAAGUCUAAAAUAGCUAUUUCUUUCUACUGGUCUAGUCAUUUUUCUCUCUUAGUUUAGUGGAAGAGGGGCAAUGCUUAAAAAGCAUUGGUAAUGCCCCUUCUAUAAAAAAAUAGUUGGUUUUAUAUUCAUAAACUUAGCCCAUAAAUCUACCUUGAAACAAGUAGGGGUGAAAUGUUUCUCACAGAACAGUUCUUUUUACCAAAAGGAGAAAUGUUUUCAUGGUCUGUCCUCUUCCAAGAUUAUGUAGCCAUUUCUUUAUUUCCAUUUUUUUCUUUGGAUCUGAUGGAGGGGUGGAGACAUAAGUGUAAUAACACCUUGUUUAUUGUGCUUGUUGGUAGUACAACUGUAUGCCUUACUCUUGGCUAUGCUUCUUAGCAGGUGUUUGGAUGUGAACUAAUGGGGGACUGUAUGAAAGUCAAAGGUAUAGGCAGUCCAAGUCCACAAAUAACACAAUUGUAUGGGAACCUGGGAAUCUAUAAGCUUCCUCAAUUUUAAUAACAAGGAUUUAAUUUUUUUUCUAACUUGAGUAUGAAAGGAACAUUUUUUUUUAUUUUCUCCCAACUACUGGUAGUGUUUCAUACAUUUCAGCAAUUUCUUCCUGAAAACUAAUCACGUGAUUAAGGUUUUGUUUCUGGUGUUCAUUUCUUGCAGGUUUCCAGCCUUUUUAAAGCUGUAAUGAACAGUAAUUAAGUACAUUCCUUAUAUCACGUAGUGAUGUCUAAUUUUUGUGAUGUUUUUUUUUUGUGCAUCAUCAAUAAAAAGGCCCAUUCAAGCAACAAUAAAAAAACAUUUGGAUUGGACUAUUUAAUAGCUUCCUUUUAAUGUGUUUAAAAAGCAAUUAGAUAAAUAAAACCUAAACUGAAGAACCCUAAUGAUCUCUGCUACUCUACACAAUGUUUGCUUGAUGGCCAUGCUUAGGUAAUUUAUAUAGAGAAACAGGAUAAAAAUUUUUAAGGUCCACUUUUGUCUAUUUGAAAUUUGAUCAGUGUAGUGUGCAUUUAUCAAAUGACAGUAAAAGCAAAUUAAAAUAAACAGCUGAAUAAGAGGCUAAAUAUGAAAUAAGAAUGAAACGGUAAAUUGCCUGUAUAAUUUAUAAUGGCAAGCUUCUUUUUCAAGUACUAUUUAGUAAGCAAAAAUACUGUGCUUUAAUGUUUUAUUUAUUACAGAAUUGUAAAAAUUAUUUGUACUUUAUGGAUAAAUUACUUUUCUAUAUUUUAUGAUUUUACUGACAAUAGAUAUAGUAAUAUAGAACUUUUAAAUUGUUCUGCAUAUUUUUCCGUGGGUUUAAACUGUUUAAUCAUGGGAUUCCGCAACACAUUGUAAAAUGCACAGGCAUAAAGGUGUGUUCCAUUAAGCUAAUUACAUGCACAUAUCUUUCUGUAUACUUGUAUAUCACAGCAGAAAGACUGAAGGGAAGAUGGUAGCUUCUAGAAUCCACUAUUAUAUAAAGGAAAACAUCAAUAUUUAAUUGUGGAAUUUUACUAAACUAUUUUGUAAGCCCUCUUUUGAGGUCUUAACAUUCUUAGUUGCAGUUGUUAAUUCUCUAGUUCCCCUUUAAAAGAAAAGUGUUAGUUUUUUACAGUAUGCACAGAACCUUUACUAUUAUAAGUUUUGCUUUAUAAGUUAGUUUUGUUAGUUAGUAGGAUAUAAAGAAUUGCCGGUUAAUUCAUUUGUACCUGUAUCUUAAAAAACGUAAGUAAUGUGCUUAUGGAAGCAGACUGUACCAAAGGUAGUUUUUUAAUUCUAGUAAUUAUAGAAAAUGCCCCUAUGUACAAAGAUUGUUUUUUUUUACUAUAAUACUUAUAAAGGUUAAGAUUAAAUCUAAGAAUCUCAUUUUUCAAAUGUAUACUGAAGUUUUGUGUAAAAAGUGAAAAAUCUUUCUUCAACUGUUCUUCAGCUCAAUAAGAGUGUCAGUUUUCUUUUAAAUGUCAAAGUAGACACGUUAUACUAACAAAAUCCAUUAUGCUACAAACGAAGUAUUAGUUUGUUUACCACUAGGUCAUGAGAAUUUAUCUGGUAGCUUUGUCAGUUAUUGUUAAGUUUCACUUUGUUUUGUAUGAUUGGUCAAUAAUGAUAGAUAUAUCCAAAUGACAAGUUUUGUUUUGUACCCCCCCCCCCACAAUAUUAGCCAAAGUAUAUUUUUUAUCAUUCAACAGAAUAGAAAGUAAUAAUUUUUAAUUUAGCCUGUCUGCUUAAUACAUUUCUUAAACCAUCAAAUCAGUUGUGUAUCUUUUUUUACUAGUAACUGAUUACAAAUUGCACACGAGGAACAUCCUUCGUAUGUGUAUAGAAGUGUCACCGAUUUCACUUCCUAUACUAAUAACUAAUUCAUUACCAUAUUUAAAUUGCACAGACUACAAUAAUUUGGUAAAUAUCAGAUUCUCAAUGGCUAUGUUCAGAAUAUUGUUUUUUUCCCUUUAUUCUGUCUCUUGUAAACCAAAGCAAUAAUCCAAACUGUGAUGAAUGGUAAAGUUCAAUAAAUUCUAGUUUCCUAAA